Molecule: messenger RNA, 5981 nt
Organism: Echinops telfairi (small Madagascar hedgehog)
Lineage: Eukaryota; Metazoa; Chordata; Mammalia; Afrosoricida; Tenrecidae
Gene: RLF
Product: RLF zinc finger
Exons: 8
Coding region: 1-5745 (1914 amino acids)
Biological process (GO): regulation of transcription by RNA polymerase II
Cellular component (GO): nucleus
Molecular function (GO): DNA binding; DNA-binding transcription factor activity, RNA polymerase II-specific
Source: RefSeq, a predicted model, not a curated record
AUGGCGGACGGAAAGGGAGAUGCCGCCGCCGGGGCCGGGGCUGGGGCUGAGGCUUCGGCGGCAGCCGGAGCUGGGGAAGGAGCGGAGGCUGAGGCCAUGGCUCGGGGUCAUCGCCCCGCGUCUCCGGCGUCGGGAGUCCCGGGAUUGCGACCGUGUCUGUGGCAGCUGGAGACGGAGCUGAGGGAGCAGGAGGUUUCGGAGGUUUCAUCUUUGAACUACUGCCGGAGCUUCUGCCAGACUUUAUUGCAAUAUGCAAGCAACAAGAAUGCAUCAGAACAUAUUGUGUAUCUUCUGGAGGUUUAUCAACUUGCCAUCCAAAGCUUUGCCAGCGCACGACCGUAUUUAACUACUGAAUGUGAAGAUGUCCUCUUAGUGCUUGGCAGAUUAGUACUGAGUUGUUUUGAAUUGCUGCUUCCAGUAUCUGAAAGUGAACUGCCAUGUGAAGUCUGGGUACCUUUCCUUAAGAGUCUACAGGAGUCACAUGAUGCAUUGUUGGAAUUUGGUAACAAUAACCUACAAAUAUUGGUUCAAGUUGCCAAGGAAGGUGUGUGGAAAAACCCAGUUCUUCUUAAAAUCCUGUCUCAACAGCCAGUAGAGACAGAAGAAGUCAAUAAGUUGAUUGCACAAGAAGGAUCUUCGUUUCUGCAAAUGCGAAUAAAACAUUUGUUGAAAUCCAACUGCAUAACCCAGGCUACAGCUUUAUCAAAACUAUGUGCAGAAUCUAAAGAAAUUUCCAAUGUGUCAUCUUUUCAACAAGCCUACAUCACAUGUUUAUGUUCUAUGCUUCCUAAUGAAGAGGCCAUUAAGGAGAUUGCAAAAGUCGACUGCAAGGAAAUACUAGACAUCAUAUGUAAUCUGGAAUCUGAGGGUCAAGAUAACACAGCCUUUGUUCUUUGUACAACUUACCUUACCCAGCAGCUCCAAACUGCAAGUGUGUAUUGUUCUUGGGAACUGACUCUCUUUUGGAGUAAGCUGCAGAGACGAAUGGACUCUUCUUUAGACACCUUUUUGGAGCGCUGUCGGCAGUUUGGUGUCAUAGCCAAAACACAGCAGCAUUUAUUUUGCCUGAUUAGAGUUGUACAAACUGAAGCACAAGAGGCUGGCCUCGGGGUGUCAAUUUUAUUAUGCGUGAGAGCUCUUCAGCUCAGAUCAAGUGAAGAUGAGGAAAUGAAGGCAUCCGUCUGUAAAACAAUUGCUUGUCUUUUACCAGAAGACUUAGAAGUUAGACGGGCCUGUCAGCUGACCGAAUUCUUAAUAGAACCUACUUUGGAUGGAUUUAAUAUGUUAGAAGAGCUGUAUGUGCAACCCGAUCAAAAAUUUGAUGAAGAAAAUGCACCGGUUCCAAAUUCUCUCCGAUGUGAGCUCUUACUAGCUUUAAAAGCCCACUGGCCUUUUGAUCCUGAAUUUUGGGACUGGAAAACUUUAAAACGGCACUGCCACCAACUCCUAGGACAAGAAGCUUCAGAUUCUGAUGAUGAUCUAAGUGGCUACGAAAUGUCCAUUAAUGACACAGAUGUUUUAGAGUCAUUUCUCAGUGACUAUGAAGAGAGCAAAGAUGAUAAACAAUAUAGAAGAAAAGAUAUAACAGAUCAGCAUAAGGAGAAAAGAGACAAAAAACCCAUUGGUUCUUCUGAAAGGUACCAAAGGUGGCUUCAGUAUAAGUUUUUCUGUUUAUUAUGUAAGCGAGAAUGCAUAGAGGCCAGGAUUCUUCAUCACUCUAAGAUGCACAUGGAAGACGGCGUUUACACCUGUCCAGUCUGUAUUAAAAAAUUCAAAAGAAAAGAAAUGUUUGUUCCUCAUGUGAUGGAGCAUGUUAAAAUGCCACCAAGCAGAAGGGACCGCUCGAGAAAGAAGUUACUGUUGAAAAACUCUCAAAAGGGUAUUUGUCCUAAGAGUCCCUCAGCAGCAGAGCAAAACCAGUCAUUGGAUGAGCAGGCCCAAGGAGAGGCUCAUGAGUAUGUCACCUUCAGCAAGUUAGAAGACCGCCAGCUGCAGGACAGAGAUUUGUACCCAUGUCCUGGCACAGACUGUUCCCGUGUAUUUAAGCAAUUUAAAUACUUAAGUGUGCAUCUUAAAGCUGAACACCAAAAUAAUGAUGAAAACGCCAAGCACUAUUUGGAUAUGAAAAAUAGGAGAGAGAAGUGUACUUACUGUCGCCGACAUUUCAUGUCUGCUUUUCACCUGCGGGAGCAUGAACAAGUGCAUUGUGGUCCUCAGCCUUAUAUGUGUGUAUCUAUAGAUUGCUAUGCUAGGUUUGGAUCAGUGAAUGAGCUGCUGAACCAUAAACAAAAACAUGAUGAUCUACGUUAUAAAUGUGAAUUAAGUGGCUGUAAUAUUGUGUUUAGUGAUUUGGGACAGCUGUACCACCAUGAAGCACAACACUUUAGGGAUGCAUCUUACACAUGCAACUUUCUUGGCUGUAAAAAGUUCUACUAUUCCAAAAUUGAGUACCAGAACCACCUCUCAGUGCAUAACGCUGAAAGCUCAAAUGGAGAUAUGAAGAAACCAGUGAAGCUUGAAGAGCCUGCAACAAGUGAAAAGCAAGAUUGCGUUGAUCGGCCCCAUGUACUUGACCAAAGUGAUAAAUCACAUUCACCAGAGGAUCUUUUCUGCCCCGAAUCAGGUAGUGCACAACUCGAUACAGAAACCGCAGAGAACCAGCUGAAAGAAAACAGCGACAGUAAUUCCAGCGACCAACUCAGUCAGAGCUCUUCAGCUUCCAUGAAUGAAGAGCUAAUCGACACACUGGAUCCUUCUGAAAGCAUGCAGGAUAUAUUGUUGCCCCAUGAGAAAGUCUUUGCGCCUUCCAGCUUAAAAGAAAACUGCUCCGAUGUAGCCGUUUGUUUUGAUGGGAAUAAAUUUACUUGCGGAUUUGAUGGCUGUGGUUCCACAUACAAAAACGCAAGAGGGAUGCAGAAGCACUUACGAAAGGUUCACCCAUACCAUCUCCAACCCAAAAAGGUAAAGACAAAAGAUCUCUUGCCCUGCGUGGAUAAUGAACACAAUCAAACAACUGAAAAGUGUGAUGCUGAACAUAAACCCAACUCAGAUCUAAGCAGUGACUCCCCAGAUGAAGUUCUCGAUCAGAGCAUUCAUUCUAAAUGUAAAAGAGAGCAUCAAGAGUGCUCCUCAGAAGCCGCCGUUGGCGCUUCUAAAAGGCCGUGUACAGAGGACACCAUGUUGGAACUUCUCCUACGCUUAAAACAUUUAAGCUUGAAAAACUCAAUAACACAUGGAUCUUUCUCAGGGUCUUGGCAGGGGUACCCAUCCAGUGGUGCUACGUCUCUCCAGUCUGGGUCAUCUGUCUCAGACCUUCAUUUUCAGAAUCAAGGUGAAACUAUGCCAAGUCAAUACCUUGCACAGUUGGCGGCUAAGCCUUUCUUCUGUGAGCUUCAAGGGUGCAAAUAUGAGUUUGUGACCAGAGAGGCUUUGUUAAUGCAUUAUCUUAAGAAGCAUAAUUAUUCAAAAGAAAAAGUCCUCCAAUUGUCCAUGUUUCAACAUCGCUAUUCUCCUUUCCAGUGUCAUAUUUGCCAAAGGUCAUUUACAAGAAAAACACACCUUCGGAUACAUUAUAAAAAUAAGCAUCAAAUUGGCAAUGACAGAGUAACCCAAAAACUCUUGGACAAUGAAAAAUGUGAUCACGAAGGCCCAUGCUCAGCAGACAGGUUGAAAGGUGAUUGUUCCGAAGACCUUGGAGGCGACCCCAACAGCGCUUCCGAGAAACCGCACUGUCACUCUAAAAAGGACGAAUGCAGUUCAGAAACAGACUUGGAGUCAUCUUGUGAAGAAACCGAAAGUAAAACAUCUGAUAUGUCAUCGCCAGUAGGUAACCACAGAGAAGAACAAGAAGGACGAGAGGGGAGAGGAAGCCGGAGAACUGUGGCUAAGGGAAAUCUCUGCUAUAUUUUGAACAAAUACCACAAACCAUUCCAUUGUAUCCACAAAACUUGCAAUUCCUCAUUUACCAAUCUCAAAGGCUUGAUACGUCACUACAGAACUGUGCAUCAGUACAACAAAGAACAAUUAUGUUUAGAGAAAGACAAAGCGAGAACCAAAAGGGAACUUGUCAAAUGUAAAAAGAUAUUUGCUUGCAAAUAUAAGGAAUGUAAUAAGCGCUUCCUGUGUUCCAAAGCUCUUGCUAAGCACUGCAGUGACUCUCAUAACCUAGACCACAUUGAUGAGGAGCCUAAAGGCCUUUCAGAAGCGGAAUCUGUGGCAAAGUUUCCCUGCAGUCAGCCCCAGUGCCCUGCUGUCUUUCCUACAUUCAGUAAGUUGCAGCAUCACUUGAUGGAACAGCAUAAUACUGAAGGAGAAAUACAUCCAGAUUAUGAAAUUCAUUGUGCUCUUAAUGGCUGUGGACAGAUUUUCACCCAUCGUAGUAACUACUCCCAACAUGUGUAUUACCGACAUAAAGACUGUUACGAUGAUCUGUUUAGAAGCCAGAAAGUAGCAAAUGAAAGGCUACUAAGGAGUGAAAAGGUGUGUCAAACCACCAACACUCAGGGGAAUGGACAUCAGAACACCAGGAGGUCAUUUAGUAGCAAGGCUAAAAAAUGUGGUUUAUUCAAAGAUAAGAAAACUCCAAUUGCUUUUAAAACAAGAGCUGAAGCCCUCCAUAUGUGUGUGGAGCAGUCUGAGCACACGCAGUACCCAUGCAUGGUUCAGGGGUGCUUAUCUGUGGUGAAGUUGGAAAGCAGCAUUGUGAGACAUUACAAACGUACUCAUCAGAUGAGUAGUGCGUAUUUAGAGCAGCAGUUAGAAAAACUUGUUGUUUGUGUUAAGUACGGUACCAAAAUUAAAGAGGAGGCCCCCUCUGAAGUGGAGUCCUGUGUAAAGCAAGAAAACGGAAGCUGUGAGUUAGAGCACACAGCGCACAGCCAUUCCCUGGGCAACAGCAGCACACCUGUCCAGAGCACUGAUUCCUCUCAUCUGGGUGGACAGGACAGAAGUCAGAAAGGGUGUACAGAAAGCAAACCAGUAUUUGAUGCAGAUACCGUGCUCUACAGGGGGACUUUGAAAUGUAACCACGGUUCAGAAUCCACUUCUUUGGAACAAUGUAAUAUAGUUCAGCCUCCUUCUUGUAAAAUAGAAAAUUCCAUACCUAAUCCCAGUGGGACGGAAAGCGGGACUUAUUUCACGAGUUUCCAGCUGCCUUUACCAAGGAUCAAAGACUCAGAAACUGGGCAGCAUAGUUCAGGGCAAGAAAACACUGUUAAGAAUCCAACCAAUCCCGUCUCAAAAGAAAAUUUUAGGAAGCAGUCACAGCCCAGAUCAUUUGAUCUGAAGACUUACAAGCCUAUGGGGUUUGAAUCUUCUUUUCUGAAGUUUAUUCAGGAAAGUGAAGAGAAAGACGAUGAUUUUGAUGAUUGGGAGCCUUCAGAACACUUACCAUUAAGUAACUCUUCACAGCCCAGUAAUGACUUCACAGGGAAUGUUGUGGCAAAUAAUAUGGUGAAUGACAGUGACCCUGCAGUUGACAUACCUCAUUCUUCCAGUGACUCUGCAGUUCAUGAGAACUUGACUGCGAUCCCACCUUUCAUAGAAGCUGAGACAACAGCAGUUCCUUCCUUGGAAAACCUUAGGGUUGUAUUGGACAAAGCAUUAACAGACUGUGGAGAACUUGCCUUAAAACAACUUCAUUAUCUUCGGCCAGUUGUUGUCCUUGAAAGAUCUAAGUUUUCCACCCCACUUUUAGACUUGUUUCCAACAAAAAAGACAGAUGAACUUUGUGUAGGAAGUUCCUAAAUAGCAAUUUUGUUUUAAAAACAGACUGGCUCCAAAACUGCAACAUUGGGACAAUUGCCAACUCGAACAAAGGCUGAGAACCAGCUACACUGUUGUUUAGGGUAGAAUAGGCUGUGUAUUUACAUGAAUGUAUAAUAUCUAUGUCAGCAGUAUUGGCUGAGUGCAUUAGCUCUCCAGUUGGUUUAUUGAUUGGGUUGGUUGUUUUUUUUUGUUGUUAUUAAAACAAAGAAAUGGAA